GUUCAUUUCAUGAAUUAAUUUCUAAUUUCGUAUAUAUAAAUAAACAUUAAUUGUGGCAUUAUCUAAUACUAUAAUUUAAAGUGGUAAUAUGCAAUAACAAAAUAAUUGAAAAUGUGUCUAUGUGGACGGUGGAAUUAUAAAACUCUCGUUAGAAUCUUGGAGAGUAGUUUAUUCAUAGUUUUGUAAACAAAUUCUUAUCAAUACGACAAUGUGUUGAGUGCUCAGAGUUUUUUUUAUUGCAUCUCUAGGAUGGCAUCUUUUGUUGAGAACGUUACGGUUUCGGUGGUAACUAAUAAUAACAUCGAUAUUAUACAUUGUUCGGAAAAUUUUACUGCUGAAGAACUGUGUAUACAAUUGUGUAACAAGUAUAAUAUUCCGCCACUGACGCGUGCGUUGUUUGCGUUGAGAGUUAAGGGUACCAAUUAUUUCCUCAACGCUAAUAGUGAAGUACUCCAAGGCAGCAGAGAUUAUGAAUUACGAAUUCGUUUUAUGGUACCCAAGUCGAAUCUUAAUAGGUUAUUGGAUGAGAAGACUUUUGAUUACUAUUUUCAACAGGCACGAAAUGAUAUAAAUGAAAAUAAAGUUCCUGAAAUUAAAUAUCCAGAAUAUAAAGAGCAACUGUUGGGAUUAGGCAUCACUGAAAUGUGUCGAGCGAAGACAGAGGAAAACUUGUCACUGACUGAUGUGAUUAGAAAUAGGAAAAAAUACAUCCCCAAGAUUAUAAUGAAGAAACAUGGCCCAUUUCCUAAAAAACGUGCAAAUACUCAUGUUCCUAUACUGUGCCGCCAAGGUUAUACUGUGCACCAUUUUAAAACAUGUUACCUAGAACAAUUGUAUACUUUGGCACCAAACUACUUAGCAGAGGAAUUCCAUAAUGUAUUAUUGCAAAAUGGUGACGAUGUGGUUCAUGUGCUGGUCGUUGUAGCGCCGUUUCAUCAACAAUAUCCUGGUAUCCGGUACUACAAUACGGCAUCAAGGGAGUGUGUUCAUGUAUGCAUCAUAGACGAUUUAAUUUAUUUAAUGAGGAAAGAAGACCUAUCUUUGGAAGUGUCUAGAAAGGGAACACCUUUGUAUUUUAAAUUCAAGACUGAAGAACAGCUUUCGUCUUUCAUAUCCAUCUGUGAUGGUUACUACAGGUUAAUGGUGAAAUGGACAUUCAACCUUUCGAAAGAUGACGAAACGCCGUCGUUGAAAGAAUUAUAUAGACUGAAGUGUCAUGGCCCUGUUGGGGGCGCAUUUUCAUAUCGUAAAUUACAAGUAAAGUGUUCAAACAAACAUGGAUGUUACUUGCUACGACAGUGUCAUGAGGAGUACAACGUAUUUUAUUUGGAUGCGUGUAAUAAAAACAGCACGCCAGAGACAUACAAAAUCGAAUUUAAGGGACAUGGCUAUAUAUUUCUAAAUAAAGAGUACCCCAGCAUCGAAAGUAUUAUUAGCCAACACAAAGUCUCUAAAGGGCGAAUAUUCCUUAAUGAAUGUUUGCCUCCAUCUGAAUAUGAUGAAUCUCAAGUGUUGUUGUGUAGUAAACCCGAGAGACAGGGUGUACAUAUAGACCAGUCGGAACUGUCGGAAGCACUUAAGACCAACAGAAGUCCACGUUGUCUACUUAAUAAGGAUAUUCACUUGUAUAUAGGUUCGGAGAAGUUCGGUGCGGGUAAUUUGACGAUGACGUGUAAAGCAAUUUGGAAAAUAGACGAAACUAAGAAACUUAUUGUCGCGUUCAAGGCUCUACAAAAAGAUGAACAGUUAAAGGGCUUUAUGAAUUUGGCGAGCAAAUACGUAAACAUCCAGUCAAGUUCAAUAGUACGGUUAUAUGGCAUGACAUUCAAUUCUCCUACUGCACUCGUCCUUGAAUAUAUGCCGUAUGGACCUUUGAACGAGUACCUCAAGAGCAAUGUUGGCAAAGUAAAAGCCACCGAGCUGCUGAAGGUAUCGGCGAGCGUGGCGCGCGCUCUGUGGGACUUAUCAGAGGCCGGGGUGGUGCACGGACGACUUCGCUGUCGCCGUCUGCUUCUAGCGGCGGCUGCGCCUGAUCGCCUCAUCGUGAAGCUGGCCGGGCCCAGCCUGCGUCCUUACACAGCUGACGAUGUACAUUGGAUGCCCAUAGAAUUCUUUGAUGACAUGAAUCUGGCGAAGCGAUCAGUUGUCGGCGACAUAUGGGCGUUUGCGACCACUAUCUGGGAGGUUUUCUCGAAUGGGCUAUCUCCUUUGGAAACCAAUCCAGUUAUGACUGCUAUUAGUUACAAAAGAGGCAACCGGCUGAUGCAGCCACGGUGUUGUCCGCCGGAGGUAUGGACACUGGUGCUACAGUGCUGGCAGUCCAGCCCGUUGCGCCCACAGGAGAUAAUGAGGGACCUGAAUCAUAUGCUAUACAGAGAGGAUGCCAAUAUCCACGAAUAUGAACUACCUAAGGUGACCAAUAACAUAGCCAUGAACACAGUUAUAGCAAGCGACAAAUAUAAUUGUAAUGAUCAAAGUGACGCGGGCAGUAACCAAUCACUGAUCUCCAACGGCAGUACAAUAUUUAUGAAUGGCGGUACGAUGCGUCAGCCAAAUGGAAAUAGACUGGCGGUAGGUAUAACAAACGAGGACGUAUCAAGCGUGCCUCGAGAGCCGCUUGAGUUCCCUGUUGAGCUGAAGGUGAGCGAGGAUGACUGGCAUCAUGACAAGCCCUUGCCGAUGCAGGCCAUUGAGUCGCAUGGUACAACUUACCUCGUUAGCUGCAAAGGGAAGAUUGGUGGUGGUAGCUAUGGAGUGGUAUUCAAAGGUAUAAUGUUCAGUGAGGAUGACAAUAGUGAACUUCAAACAACUGUGGCCGUCAAGAAACUCACCCCACAGAAGUCAGGCGCGAAUUUGAACGCAUAUGCUGAUUUCGAAAAUGAAUUAAAAAUCAUGAAAUGUUUGAAACAUGACAAUAUAGUGAAGAUAUUAGGUUACUCAUGGGACGAUCAGACUCCAGACCCGACCGUGUUUAUAGUAAUGGAAUAUCUAGAGGAGAGCUCACUUAAUAACUAUCUAAAGUUUCAAGGCGAUAAACUAAGCAUCUCUCAUUUGCUCAAAUAUGCAACGGAUAUAUCAACGGGUAUGGAGUAUAUAUCGAGUAAGAAAAUAGUGCAUCGCGAUUUAGCGACGCGUAACAUACUAGUCGUAGAUAGAGGUCACGUGAAGAUAUCGGACUUCGGAUUAGCGCGAAGUAUACCUGGCAUGGAUGUGUACCAACUGAAAACAGAAAGGCUUCUACCUUUCAACUGGUAUGCACCAGAGUCGACCACACCACCAUUUUUGUUCUCAACCAAAAGCGACGUAUGGUCGUACGGUGUCACCAUGUGGGAAAUAUUUACGCGAGUCCGGCAAGAGGUGCCCAAGUUCGACGUCGACCGACCCCGAGAACGUGCCUCAUGUUUCCAAAAACCAAGUGACUGCCCAUUGGAGAUAUAUAGGCGUUUGAUGACAAACUGCUGGGAUUUAGACCCACAACGGCGUCCUAAUUUUACAGAUCUUAAACAAACCUGCCAGACAUUCCUAAUUGAGUACAAACAGAUUUCAGACUAAUAAGUUUAUAAAAUACAAAAUUAGAUCUGCCUAUGUAAAAACGUUAAUGCCAUUAUGUUUAACUAUAAAACAUAAUUUUAUAGAAAUAUAUAAUAUUAUAUUUAUAUAUAUUUUUGACCAUAAUUAUUAUAGUCAAGAUGAAGAUAGUUUUGGGUGAUAUAUUUAGAUCUAAUGCCACAUCAAAGCAGAAAACGUAAUUGCUAUUAGAAUCAUUACUUUUUAACUGUUAUUGCCAUUUAAUUAAAGUUUUAUUUAAAGUAAGUUUUAGAUUUGGCAUUUUAGAUUUGGUAAGUCCUGCUAUUUUUUGACAAACAGUUUGCGACUAGUCGACUUGGCAAUAUAUUAAUGAGUAGAGGUCAUUGAUUAAUAACUUUUUAAUUAGUAUGCAUGUACAUAUAACUAUAUAACCCUUAAUUUUCCAGUAGAUGAUCGAUGCAAUAAUAUGAAUCAAUUAUUAUGUAUAUAAAUAUUUUAGCAUUAAUAUUAACAAUUUUCUACUAUCAUUGCAGUCGAUUUUGUUUGUGGGUAUAGCAUAGCAUAGCAGUUGGAAUAAUCGGAUGUGUAAUCUAUUCAUUUUAAGAAAUAAAUCCCGAUUAUAACCUGAUUGUCAACUCGAGUUAUUGCGAACUCUAUUUUGUGUAAAUAUAAUUAUGGAUUUAGCCAUCCAACUAAACAAUAACUUAUUUAUUUGCCAUGUAAUUUUUUUAUUGAAAUUUUAACGAAUUUAGUGACGGCACAAUAAUUUUGUGUAUUUCUCUAGUUUAUGAAUAUAUGUAGAUUAUUUUAAAUUAUAAUACAGUUAAACAGUACUGAAUAUGUACCUACUAAGUAGAAAUAUAUUAAUAAUGCAUUUUAUGGAAGUGAGGUAUUAAAUCAAUGCCUUUCUUUUUAAAUACAAUUAUUUUAAAUGUCUGACUCAUUUUGAAUCCGCAUUAGUUAACUGGAGUAUAGUUUAUAUACGAUUUUCCUUGCCAUAAUUUUAUUUUGUUUCUGUAAAAUAUAAUAUCAAUAGAUUAUUAAGGGAAUCCUUGUAAUAUGUCAAUUUAGUUUUAUCACCGAAGAGACUAAAAAUAAUAUAAUUAUUUCCAAUACAAUUUAUCUAAUCGUAUUUUCGAUCUUUGUUCUUAUCUUUUAGGACUAGGAUAAUGAUAAAAAAUAUGACGAGCACAAGAGGCCGAUAAGUCUUUUAACAAAUAAUUUUGAGUUUGAGUUAAAUCAUCUGUGUUUGGUAUAGUACGUAGAAUAGAAACACCGUAACUUGAUUGAACAAACAUGUUAGUUAAAUAUGUUUAAUCUUAAACGACUGAAAGUAACUUUAUGGUGCAAGCAAAUGCAUGCGUUGUAGAAUCUUACCCAUUUGACAGAAUAAGCAAUAAAAUUAAGAAGUCAAUGAUUUUUGAUAUCAAUUAUUUAUUUCUCAUGUAUGACUUUUUAAGGUUAAUAGUAAUACAGGGAACAUAGUUUGAGACUGGAUUGUUAUAUUAUUUAUUUAUACACCUGUAGAGUUUCCUUGUGAAAUAGGAAUAGUACUGUUCAUACGAAUAGUAGGAAUAAGCGAGUCAUGCGAGUCGUUUGAAUACGAAUACCUUUUUUUUGGUUCCUUUAAAGCAUUUUUUAAGUUCCGUGUGCGUAGUUUAUAAGUUUAAAUCUGUAAAUGUUAUUUUAGAUACUUGUUUUAUAUUGUUCAGUUAGCUAAGUAUAGAUAUAAUUAAUCCUAAGCAUUUUCUUAUUUUUACAAAUACUUGCCGAGAUUUUAUAUCAAUUUAGUGCAAUGAUAGUGAGGUGUUAAUUUUAGUAAACAUUGUCCUUUCGCCCAAUAGAAACGAACAAUAUUUGCCAUAAAUUACAAAAUUAUUAUUAUGAAAUAAUUGUGAGGUAUUUUUCGUUAAGUAAUCUCAUAUUUUAUAACCAGGACUUCAAGUUGUAUUAAAAUUAUUGUCAAACAUUAUGAGUCUGAAUUUUAUUGUUUGGAUUGGAUAAAUUAAAUUAUUAAAAGUAUUCCAUUCUGCAUACGAUAAUUAAUUCGUUAAAGUGCGUUGGGUAUAUUUUUAACCAACAGAUAAAGGUCCUUAUUUUAAUCAUCUAUGUAUUUGCAAAAUUUUACCACUUUGUGAUCAAUUUGAAUUAUUUUUUUGUAAAGAAUUUAAAGACAAAUCAGAUUUAUAUUUAUGUACAUACUAAUUUUGGUACUAUCAAUAUUGUUUUUUAAAUUUUAAUUAUGUUGCUACUAGCAUAUCUUUUGGGACUUCACUGAAUACUGUUUAUUAUCUUACAAACCUCAAUUUGCUUUAAUUGUAAUGAAGUACGUAUGUAUUAUAUUGCCAGUUUUUAUAUGCCAUGAAAAUGAAUUUGUAAUUUAUAUUAAAAUGAAUAUUGGUUUAUAUUAUGAAUCGUCACCCAAUGUCAAUUUUAUUAAUAAUGUUAUAUAUUACAUAAGAGUUGUAAUGCAAUGUUUGUUAAAUCUUGCUUCUGUAACCAUUCUAAACUUCCAUAUUGUAAAUGAAGCAUCAUUUUAUACUAUUGAUAUAUUAAGUAAACUGCUUAAGAAGUGACGAUAUUGUUCUAACAUGAUUAGCGUAGUAGAACAAAUGCUAUAUUCAAUAGUAACUUUCCAUUGAAUAGUAUACACUAUAUUUGCAAUAUAUAUAUUCUAAAUUAGAACUAGUAAGUAAAAUAGUAAUAUUUUACAUAAAACCUGAUUUAAAUGAAACUAAUUGUACGACAUUAAUUUCAUUGACAGAUUCGAGUAUGACUAAAACAAUUUUGUUUUACGAUACGUAUAUACAUUCCUAAUAUAAACUAGCCAGCGAAGUUGCAGUCUAUUAUCAUGUGCCAUACGCGGGGAAAAAUAGUUUUUUUAUAAACAGUAUACGUGACUAGAGUAAUGCGCCUUACAGGUUAUUUUAUCUGGAAUCAAAUAUUAUCUUCAAAUAGAUUAAUUUGCCACUAAAUUACUAUUUCUGUUAUACGAACAUUAUUUCUUAGCAUCCAUUUUCUUCGGUAGGAAAUGGUUAUUUUUAGGCGUUCGUGUAUACUCUUAGACAAUAUUCAAACGUGUUUACUAUCUGCUGCCAAUGUGCGUACUGUACACUACAGAAUUAUAGAUAAUCGUAAUCAGACGGAAAUGAUUAUUACUGUUUAAAAGUAAAAUAUCUUAGAUAUAUUUAAAAAUAUGAGUACAUAUGAAUAACAGUUUAAAUUAUCUAUACAAAACAAAAUUUUAAUAAAACUUACCUUGGUUUUGGUCAAGGUUUACUCUGUGACUUAAAUCUUAAAUAUUUAACUUACAGACAUAAUUGGGCACCGAUAAAACGUGAUCAAAGGAACGGAACGUUUCGGAUAUUUCGGUGAAAUUGUCUACUUAUACUACUUAUACAUGACUUACUUUUACCCGUAACAGGCUAUCCAAUUUAAUUUAUGAGUUUUGUGUCUUGAUAAAUGCAUUCGUAACAUGAGUAAUGGAUAAUAAUUUAAUAUAAGAUGCGUUUCUUAUAAUAAGUGAUUAUCCAUUACCUAAGAAAGAAGAAAGAAAAAUUACAAGUAAUACAUAGAAAUGGGCGGGAUUAUCGCUAUUUCCUUAGACUACGUUUCUCUAAUCUAUAUAGUGUAACAUCAGUCAAGGAAUAAGCAAGUAUCAUUUACUAACAUUUAAAUAACAAUAGGGAUUAUUUUUUUCUCAAGAGUUUAGUUUCUUCAAAUAGAGUUUACAAAUAUAUAUUUUUUUAUCUGGACCUGUUAGUAGUAUAGUAUUUAUUAUUGUAUACUAUUUCAAUUUUUGAAAUAGUAUACAAUAAUAAAUAUUAUAUAUAUAAAAUAUAUAUAAAUAUAUAUUUUACCACAAUAUAUCAAUUUACCGACUGAUUAGAUAAGCUAUGUCUUUACUGAGAUUUAGUGAAACUACGCCAUUAUGUAGCAAUAUCGAUACUUAUUCUUAAUUUUAAUCGUAUGUACUGAAUAUUUACUUUUGAUUUUGUGUUGAAGACCGGACUUUAGAAUGGUUAAAAGCAUUAUUAACCAAAGAUGAUAUUCAUUAAUGUAGAGAUUAAAUUAUUAUUAUAAGAAUAGCUGUUAUAUUUUAUCAUUUACAAUGUUUGCAAUCAUGUGUCAAUUCUAAUUUGUAAAUAGCACAAUUUGAACGUGUGUAGUUGUAUAUUUUAUUAUAGGUACUAUUAAUUUAGAUAAUAUUUUAGAUUAUACUAUAAUAUAUUGUUGAUGUUUUAAGUUGGCAACAUUGUAAUAAAAAAUAUUAUGAUAUGUGAUGACUGAUGUUGUGAUGGAUGGAGCGUUUUCCGAGACGAAAACCGGUGCUAGACGCUGAAAUUGGGCCUUAUGUUUGACUGUUGAUUAUUCAUUGAGACAGUUUGUUUUGGUGAAUAUCGAAAUUUUUCUAAAUCUAGUUUUUACAGCCCGGUUUGUAUGUAUGGUAAACAUAUGUUUAGAAUCUAACUCAAAAUUUGUAAUGGUUUAUGACUUAUGUUUUUUAUUUGAAAUAUAACGUUUUAAUGAAG
Molecule: messenger RNA, 8060 nt
Organism: Achroia grisella
Lineage: Eukaryota; Metazoa; Arthropoda; Insecta; Lepidoptera; Pyralidae
Gene: hop
Product: tyrosine-protein kinase hopscotch
Exons: 21
Coding region: 250-3552 (1100 amino acids)
Biological process (GO): cell surface receptor signaling pathway via JAK-STAT; intracellular signal transduction; cytokine-mediated signaling pathway
Cellular component (GO): cytoskeleton; cytosol
Molecular function (GO): non-membrane spanning protein tyrosine kinase activity; ATP binding; cytokine receptor binding
Source: RefSeq, a predicted model, not a curated record